AUGUUGCCAGCAUUGCGUUCAUGGACGCUCGGGAAAACAGCCAGUGUGCGCGGCUACUCGACCUUGGGCGGCCCCGCCGGCUCGUCCGGCUUCUUGUCCGACUUGAUGAAAAGAAUCGACACGAUCAACAUGAAAUCGGAGAAAAUCGCCCAGCUGGCUCUGCGUCCGACGGAGCACCGCCAGCCAAGCAGCAGGAAAGCGCCGGCCGCCGCAGACCCGCCGAAAAAGCAGAAAAUGCCCCUGGCCCCCAAGAAAUACACCAGGGCCCCACCGAGGGCCAAAAUCGUGGUCAAAGAUCACCCUUUGAGCUCCAAUAUGUUCAAGCUCAUGGACGAAAAGAACUUCCGGGGAGGCGCCAGAGACGCCCGCCCGCCAGGGCCCAGACAGGGCCAAAACCAGGCGUUCAGGGGCGAAAAACCGCCGUUCAGGGGCGAAAAGCCCGCCGCAUACUCGCAAGGAAGACCCCAGCAACGAAACAUGCAGCCAGGCGACCGCAGACAGGGCGGCAACAGGCCUGCGGAUGGCCGCAGGAACCCCGGGGCCCAAAAAGCAAGGAACUUCGUCAAGCCGGCCAGCAUCGUGCCCAAGAAAUUGAAGGCCGCGGCGCUCAAGCCCACGCUCAGUGGAGACGUGUUUUUGCACGGCAGGCCCGCCAAGUUGGCGGUGUGCACGUCGUCACGUGUUGCCGCCGUGGCCAAGGAGUGCUUGCUCGAGUCGCAUUACCCGUACAAGUUGCCCCGGUCGAUCAUCGACAACAUCGAUGAGGGAUUCUCCGGAAACAGGUUCCUCUUGCAGAAAGACUGGAACUUGGAGGUGGACGCGGAGCAUUUCAGCGAGCGCAUCCGGAAGGUGGUCCGGGGCGAGGCGGAUUCCUUGUCGGUGCCCAAGGACGCCACGCCUGCAGAGCAGGACACGUGCCGUGGCUUGAUGUCGAACGGUAGUUUGAGCAUGGACGACAAGCGGACCAUUUACGACGUCGUGGCGGGCGUCAAGAGCGUCCUGGAUUUGUUGAAGAACGCUGCGUGGAACAAGUGA
This is a messenger RNA of Metschnikowia bicuspidata var. bicuspidata NRRL YB-4993, 1035 nucleotides long. RefSeq lists its product as uncharacterized. The record is from RefSeq and is a predicted model, not a curated record. NCBI's taxonomy places the organism in Eukaryota, Fungi, Ascomycota, Pichiomycetes, Serinales, Metschnikowiaceae. The transcript has a single exon. The coding region runs from base 1 to 1035 and encodes 344 amino acids.